GGGGCACCUCUGGCCGCCGCCGCCGCCGCCAUGGGCGAGUACCGCCUGCACCGUGUGCGUUUCUUCGACCUGGUGCCGUCCGCCGUCCGCGGCCUCGCCCACCACCGCGCUGCCCGCCGCCUCGGCCUAGCCCGGGCCGACGGCUCGCUGGAGUUCUUCAACUUCGCCAGCAACUUCGUGCAGGAGAAGGUAAUUCCUGGAGAUAGGAAGAGAUUAAUUGAAGCAAUCAGCUGGAUUGGUCAGGAUCGACUCGUGAGCGUGGGAUUGAGUGGAGAAAUCAUCGAGUAUGACCUGCAGAGACUCUGCCCCAAGUACAGCUUGGAUGCUUUCGGUGGUCCCCUUUGGUGCAUGGGCUGCAACUGUGAGGAAACUCACCUGGCGGUCGGGUGUGAAGAUGGUUCAGUCAAGCUGUUUGAGAUCGUUCCUGAAAAACUUCAGUUUGAGAGAAACUUAGAUCGCCAAAAAGGUCGUGUACUCUCCUUAGCGUGGCACAAAUCAGGCACAAUGAUUGUGACUGGAUCCCUGGACACUAUUCGGGUUUUGGAUGUGAAGUCUGGUCACUGUAAGCGCCAUAUUCGAGUGGAUCGUGGUGAUAUAACAUUUCGCAAUCGGAAGUGUGUGAUAUGGGCUGUCGGUUUUCUCAGUGACUUCAGUGUCGUGAGUGCGGACUCGGCGGGGAAAAUGCAGUUCUGGGAUUGGAAAACGGGAACCCUGCUCAAAACUCACCCCGUUACCAAGUGUGAUGUGCUGUCAAUGAGCGUGAAUGAGUCUGAGGACAGCAUUGCUGUUGGCACAGCCGAGGGGACAGUGGUGCAAUUCCAGCGGGUUGCAGUACAAUCAGACGUUGCUGGCGCUCAGUGGGUUCGCACAAAGACCUUUAAGCAUCACACUCACGAUGUGAGGGCUGUUGUUCAUGCCAUGUCUGCUCUUGUCUCAGGCGGUGUGGAUGCCCAACUCGUCAUUCGCCCGCUGAUGGAUCAAGUGGAAAUCAAGUCGUAUGAAACCGCUCUCCGCAAGAUCCUCUUUCCACAUCGGAACCUGGUAUGCUGCAGCCGCACGGAAAACCUGCUCCUGUUUCACUUCCCAGAGCAGCUGGAGUUAUGGCGUUUGGGGAGCUCACAAGCUGCAGGGGCUCCUGGGGAUGUGCUGCCCGUCAGCAAGAAACCAGACAAACUGUUGGAGUUAAAAUCCAAGAGUUACAGUCACAUCCGGUGCUGUGCACUGUCUCCAUGUGGGACCUGGAUUGCAUCCUCAACAAUCUACAAACUCCGUCUGUAUCGGAUACAGUACAAGAAUGAUUCCAUCAACAUUAAUACGAUCUCGCGGUUUACGAAGACUUUACCGCCGGCUCAUCGGUUGCUUUUCUCUGCCGAUUCCACAAGGCUGUUUGUUGCCUCAGACCACAGCCAAAUUCAGGUUGUGGAUCUGACGAUGUUGGGUUCCAAGAGCAUACAUUCCCUUGCACCAAAAUCUGAUUGCCUUGAGCCCGUCUGUCUCCUGGCGGUGAGUGCAGAUGGGAGCUGGCUUGCGGCUGCAAGUUACAACUGUGAAAUCAAUGUCUAUAACCUCACACAGUUCAAGCAUCACUGUACCAUUCCAGUGUACAACCACCUCUCUACUGCAAUGGCCAUCAAUCCACACUCCAACAACCUCGUCAUUGUACAUGCAGAUCAGCAGAUGUUUGAGUUCAGCAUCGUUGAGAAGAGAUACACAGAGUGGAGUCGUAAACUGCAGCAACAGGGUCUGCACACACUCUGGCUGGAGCGGGACACUCCCAUCAUACAUGUCACCUUCAACCCUGCAGUGCCCACACACAUCAUCCUUCAUGAUACAUAUAUGUUCUGUAUCAUUGACCAGUCGCUGCCCCUGCCCACUGACCGAUCGCAGCUUCAUAACCAGAGCUUCUUGAAACAUUUGUCUGCAAAUGCUCGGAAAAACCAGGAGCAUGCAUUCAAAAUCUGUAAGAAAUUCAAGCCGUUGCUCCAUGUGGAGCUGUUGUUUGAUGGCUCUCUGGUGGUGGUGGAGCGUCCUGUGAUGGACAUCAACGCACAGCUGCCCGCCCCAGUCCGACAGAAGAAAUUCGCCACAUAGUUGGCUCCUGGGUCUGAUUUGCAUUGUAUAUCUGCUUUCCUUAGUCUCAUUCAACUUGCGAAAAGUUGCAUUGGAUUUCCAAGCUUGAAAUAUUUUGUAUAAAUAAACAUUGUUAAAACUCCAACCA
Messenger RNA from Amblyraja radiata (thorny skate), 2218 nucleotides. Its product is annotated as hyaluronan synthase 3-like. Gene Ontology annotation, biological process: polysaccharide biosynthetic process; hyaluronan biosynthetic process; maturation of SSU-rRNA from tricistronic rRNA transcript (SSU-rRNA, 5.8S rRNA, LSU-rRNA). The coding region runs from base 31 to 2091 and encodes 686 amino acids. The record is from RefSeq and is a predicted model, not a curated record. The transcript has 17 exons. Lineage: Eukaryota; Metazoa; Chordata; Chondrichthyes; Rajiformes; Rajidae. Gene Ontology annotation, molecular function: RNA binding; hyaluronan synthase activity; protein binding. Gene Ontology annotation, cellular component: 90S preribosome; t-UTP complex; small-subunit processome.